Leucoraja erinaceus (little skate) is the source of this 5307-nucleotide messenger RNA. Its product is annotated as collagen alpha-6(VI) chain-like. NCBI's taxonomy places the organism in Eukaryota, Metazoa, Chordata, Chondrichthyes, Rajiformes, Rajidae. The record is from RefSeq and is a predicted model, not a curated record. Bases 411 to 5204 code for a protein of 1597 amino acids. The transcript is spliced from 20 exons.
GUUAGCUCGUCACAAAUGUCCGACUGAGUCAGUGGCAACACAGGUCAGACAAACCUCAUCCCUUCUUCCUCUCUGCAAACUCUUCAAGUUGUAAAAAGCCAAGGGUGUCAGCUCCCAGCUGUUGCACGCUCGGUCAUUUGACCACUCAAGGGAAUUCAGGGCAGACUAAGGGCGGUCAGAUUUUCAACGACGGUGGAAAUAUUAUCGCCACCUCCUUGCAUUGGGAAAUACCGAAUGGUAUUGUGGUGAGGAAGGUGGAGCUUAGAGCACUUUAUUAACGUGAAACAUUGCAACCAAAGAUUGCAACUGCUUCAAGGUUGCAAGAAGCUUUGGCAUGCAGGGACUGCUCGAGUUCCCCCUGAUGUCCUAGUGAGUAACCAUUGUAUGUGAAACGCCCGUAUACCGGGAAAAUGCCUUGGAAUUCAGUCAAAAUGGGGAUUUUUAAAGUACCUGCGGUGGUAUUCCUUCUAACGGCAAUGGUAUAUGUUACCAACUCUCAACGGAUUGGCAAGGAUCAACACUAUUCCGAUAUUGUGUUUCUGGUGGAUGGAUCUCGAAAUGUGGGAAGAGUGGGAUUUGGUGAAAUCCGGAAGUUUAUCCUGGAGGUUGUCCGCCAGCUAAACGUUGGAGCGGAUACACACAGGAUCGGACUUGCUCAGUACAGCGGAGAUGCACGUACUGAAUUCUUGCUGAACAAAUUCCAGACAAAGGAAGAGGUUACAAACUACUUACGGAGGGACUUCACCUUCAAGGGCGGAGCGGUGGCGAGGACAGGGCGAGCCAUUGACUUUAUACACAAAACCCUCUUUGUCAAAUCGGCUGGGAGCCGGAAGGAUCAAAAAGUUGCUCAGAUCGCCGUCGUUAUUACUGCCUCACCAUCGCAGGAUAAAGUCGAAACAGCUGCCAAAGCAAUGAAAGCUGAUGGCGUGAGGGCUAUUUCCUUUGGUAUAAGCAAGGCAGAGCAAAGUGACCUAAUCAAAAUUGCCUUUCUUCCAAGUUACCCAUUUAUGAACAGUGCUGAUAGUUUUGAUGAACUUCUGCAGCUUGCGGACGCCAUGCCCACUGCAAUACAAACGAUCAUACGGAAAUCUUUAGUGGUGAAAGAGCUUGAAAAACCAGCAGUGUGCCAAACCGCUUCGAUGGCCGACAUCGUUUUUCUUGUGGAGGAAUCAAAGAACAUGAACACGGCAAAUAUUCGGCUGAUCCUUGAAUUUCUGAAGAAUUUCAUCUCGGUUCUCAACAUUGGGUCAGAGAAAGUGAGAGUGGGUUUGGUUCGGUACGGCAGAUCUCCCACGGCAGAAUUUUACCUCGCCACAUACCAGAACAAGGAAGACAUUCUCAACCAUGUCAAAUCGAUCAAAGUCACACCUUCUGGGGUUGUAAAUGCAGGACAUGCUCUAAACUAUGUAAGAGAAAAUUAUUUUGUGGCAAGGGCCGGUAGCCGGAAAACAGCAGGAAUUCCUCAGAUUGCGUUUAUUAUCACGGACGGAAAAUUUGAUGAUGAUGUCAAGAAAUCAGCGGCUGCCCUUCGACGAGAUGGUGUUCUUGUAUACACCUUGGGAAUGAAAAGCACCCAAGAGAGCCAGCUUACAAACAUUGCCUCAUAUCCUCCUGAAAACUUUGUUUUAAGCAUAGACAGUUUUACAGUUUUAAAAGAUAUCGAAAGAAUUAUCCAAAAGAAAAUUUGUGUUGGGAUCGUCCAUUUGACAUCAGUAAAAUCUGAACACACAGAUCAACUGCAACAAAGUUGCGUUGAUACCGAGGAGGCUGAUAUUUACUUCCUGGUUGAUGGGUCAGGUGACUUAUCGUCCGAAGAUGUCAAGGACAUCAAAGACUUCAUGAAAGAUAUUGUCGGCGUUUUCAAAAUUGGUGCAACCAAAGUUCGAAUUGGUGUCGUCCAGUAUAGCUAUGCUCCAAAGACAGAAUUUGACGUUGUUAAAUAUACGAACAAACAGGAAAUAGUGACAGCAAUUAAUAAUAUUAGAUUUAUCGGAGGGGAGCUGUCAGUAACAGGACAAGCACUGACACAUAUGAAGGAUCUCUUUAACGAAGCAGAUAAAACUCGUAAAAUCCGAGUGCGCCGCUUCCUGAUCACUAUCACAGAUGGACAGUCACAAGAUGACGUUUCGAGGCCUGCUGCAGAAUUAAGGCAACGAGGAGUUGAUGUUUAUGCCGUUGGUGUGGCAAAAGCCAAACGGACUGAACUCCUACAGAUCGGAGGAGAAAUAGACAGGGUUUUUAACACAAAAAAUUACGAUGCCUUGACGGAAAUAAAACACUCCGUUUUGCGGGAUAUGUGUUCGAAAGAAGCUUGCAGUAAACUGGAAGUGGCAGAUAUCAUUUUCCUCAUUGAUGGAUCAAGAAGCAUAUAUUACCUAGAUUUUAACAAAAUUACGCGUUUCAUAGAAACUUUAAUCAACAAAACUGAAGUUGGCAAAACCAGGGUCCAAAUUGGAGUGAUACAGUUCAGCACACAAUCCAGGCUGGAGUUCCGGCUUGAUCAAUACUCCGAAAAGAAUAAACUGCUGAAAGCUCUUCAUGACAUUGAACAGCUGAAUGAGGAGACCAGCACCGGUCGUGCACUGACAUUCGCCAUAGACUACUUUGAUGCCUCACAAGGGGGUCGUCCCGGUGAACGGCAAUACCUUAUUGUAAUUACAGAUGGGAAAGCGCAGGAUGAAGUAGAAAGACCUGCUAAAGCCAUAAGGGAAAAAGGGAUUAAUAUUUUUGCCAUUGGUAUCUACAAUGCUAAUAACAGCCAGCUGGUGGACAUCGCAGGGUCCCAGGAUAAAGUUUAUCACGCAGAGAAUUUUGAUGCCCUGAAAGACCUUGAUAAGUUGAUCUCAUUUGAAGUGUGCAAUCCAUUUGAAGCAUGCAAGAGAAUUGAAGUUGCAGACGUUGUAUUUGUGAUGGAUGGUUCGAUCAACAUAACCACACCUCAGUUUGAAAACAUGAAGAACUUUAUGAUAGCCCUGGUAAACCGUUCGGAGAUUGGCAGGGAUAAUGUUCAAGUUGGAGCCAUUCUGUACGGGAACAACCCGCAGAUUAUAUUCCAGCUUGAUAAAUUCACAAGCAAAGCCGAAAUGAGAGAUGCAAUUUUGCAAUUACAGAAGAAGACAAGUGGAUCCAGGAACACUGCCAAGGCACUACAGGCUGCAAAAGAACUUCUGACUCUAGAAAAGGGUGGGCGAAGCAGGACAAAAGUCGCCCAGUUUGUUAUUCUCGUUACUGAUGGACCAGCCCGAGAUGCAAAAGAUAUCCCAGACAUAGCUAAAUCCUUGAACGAUAAUGGCGUGGGAGUCUAUGCCAUUGGUGUAACUGGCGCCAACAAAAACGAACUUGUGACAAUUACAAGUUUUGAAGAGAAGUACUACUUUGCUUUGGACUUCAGUGCUUUGAAGGGGUUAACCAGAGUAAUCGCUCAGUUGCUGUGCAAUCAAACCAAACCUGGAUGUGAUAUCGAGAAAGCAGACAUUGUUUUCCUGCUGGAUGGCUCAGCAGCGAUCAAUGACGUCAAUUUCCAGAUGUUGAAGAAUACCUUGAAAGACUUCAUCAACUUGUUUGACAUUGGCGAUGAUCGCUUCCAGUUUGCAAUAGCCCAGUACGGCACUGGGCAAAAGACCGAAAUCUACUUGAAUGAGUCUUAUUCACACGACACAAUAGGGGACAGAAUUGAUGGAAUGGUCCAGUUGCUCGGAAAAACAGACACCGGGGCAGGAUUACGAUAUGUGGGAGACCUCUUCCAGCCAAAGAUGGGAAGUCGCAGGAAAGAGAAGGUUCCCCAGUACCUACUGGUGUUCACAGCGGGGAAAUCUAGCGACAGUGUGGUGGCUGCAACAAAUGAUCUGAGGAAACAGCACAUUAACAUAUUUGCACUGGGUACUCAACAUGCAAACCACAAUGAGCUUCUGAAAAUCACUGGAGUGGUAGACAGAAAAAUCUAUAUGAAAGAUUUCCAAGAGCUAACUAAAAUUAAAAGAAGAAUUGUCCGUAAAAUUUGUACUCCGAUCCCUCCUCCAAAAGAGGAUCCAGCGUGCAAAAUUGAUAUUGUAGUGGGGUUUGAUCUUUCACAUGGAGUUGGUUUACCGAACAUAUUUACUGACCAACAAAUACUGCAAGGAAAGCUUGGCCAAAUAUUACAGAAAAUCACUUCUGUGGAAAAUAUUUGUUGUGCUUCUGCUUCCCAGCUAAAUAUUAGAGUGGCCUUUCAUGUAAUAAGCAGCGGUGGCCAUAAUGUCUUUGAAACUGAAUUUGAAGAAUUCAACCCAUUGAUUGUAAAUAAACUGCUGGAGUUGCAAACAGACGACAGAAUUGAACUGAAUGCAGAGUUAUUGUCAUCAUAUAUUGACAGAUUUAAGGGAUCAACUGCAACUGCAAAGGUAGUAUUGUUAUUCACAGACGGAUGGGAUGACACCAAGGAGAUAAUUAAAGAGCAUGCAAAUCUAAUGUAUAAUAAAGGGAUUCAUGCGUUCAUCGCUGUGGCUCUGCAAAAUGCAGGGACAUUUGAUAAAACUGCGUUCAUUGACUUUGGAAUUGGAUCUGGAUACAAGCAACAGCUAUCGAUUGAAAUGGAUGAUAUUGAAAGUUCUUUGCUUAAAAGAAUUACGGCAGUUUCUGAAAUGAAGUGCUGUAAGGCCCAAUGUGUGUGCAUGGGAGAACCAGGCGGCAUUGGUUUGCAAGGACGUACUGGCCCGAAGGGUGAAAGAGGCACAUAUGGAUACAAUGGGACUCGCGGAGGUGAAGGAUGCUCUGGUGGCAGAGGCAGCAAGGGCAGAAGAGGUUAUCGUGGAGCCAAGGCGAGCGAUGGUGAAAAUGGUACUGACGGAAUAAAUGGAGCGCAGGGAAUCCAGGGUACUUCCGGCGAUUCUGGCGUGAAGGGCAACAGCGGUAAACCGGGGAAAAAGGGGAAAAAAGGAAUUCCAGGUGAUCGUGGAGAGACUGGUUCACGUGGAAACCCUGGUGAACGUGGGGCUGACAGAAAUGUUGAAGGUCCGCAGGGCGAAAAGGGAAAUCCUGGCCAAGUGGGUAAUCCAGGAAGCAUUGGUAUCCCAGGAAAACGUGGAGAUCCAGGGCAGCCUGGUCCUGACGGAGUGAGGGGACCACCGGGAGAGAAGGUGAGAUCUUGUUUUUUUUUAAUUUCCUUGAUUGCAACGUUGACAGUGGAAAAUAAGGCUGGCAAAGUGGAGGAUAGCCCGAGAGUCUAACCUAGACCAGGGACAAACUCUACUGAACGUUUUUCCUUCCAUUAUUUAUUAUGUAAAAGAAAGUCAAGUCAAGUCAAGUUUAUUUGUCACAUACACAUACGAG